AUGGAGGCGGAGCAGCAAAAGCAGCAGCCCCAGCGCCCGCGCCCGCGCCGCAAGGGGCAGAAGCGGAAGUUGGAGGACGAGGCAUCCGCCGCCGCCGCCGCCGCCGCGGCCUCGCUCGGCAGCGCAGGCGCCGACGAUGACAACGAGGAGGAGGACGGCUCGGCGGGCACCCCCGAGAUCUGCUGCCGCCACUCCCACGCAGCGCUUGCCCGCGAGGAGGUUGUCAACGUGAUUGUAGAGGGCGGCGCUGUGGCGGCCUUGGUGUGCCACCCAGAAGAGCCUGCUGUGGCGGCGCCAACGCAGGAGGAACAACAACUGCGUCCGUUUGAGCAUGAGGUUGAGAAGGGCGCUGCCUUCGCUCUGGGCCUCCUAGCUGUGAAGCCUGAACAUCAACAACUUAUAGUUGAUGCUGGUGCACUACCUCCUCUAGUGAAACUCUUGAAAAGGCAGAAAAAUACUACAAAUUGA
Molecule: messenger RNA, 468 nt
Organism: Miscanthus lutarioriparius
Lineage: Eukaryota; Viridiplantae; Streptophyta; Magnoliopsida; Poales; Poaceae
Source: the annotation of a GenBank genome assembly